Messenger RNA from Leptosomus discolor (cuckoo roller), 597 nucleotides. The record is from RefSeq and is a predicted model, not a curated record. NCBI's taxonomy places the organism in Eukaryota, Metazoa, Chordata, Aves, Leptosomiformes, Leptosomidae.
CUUCUAGAAAUGACUGCUGUUACUGCAGGCAACGUUAACUUCAAAUGGGACCCCAAAAGCUUGGAGAUAAGAACGCUGGCGGUUGAAAGACUACUUGAGCCUCUUGUUACACAGGUAACAACACUGGUUAACACUAGCAACAAGGGCCCCUCUAAUAAAAAGCGAGGGCGUUCGAAAAAGGCCCAUGUUUUGGCUGCUUCAGUUGAACAAGCAACAGAGAAUUUCCUGGAGAAAGGAGACAAAAUUGCAAAGGAGAGCCAGUUCCUUAAGGAGGAGCUAGUAGCGGCUGUGGAAGAUGUUCGUAAGCAAGGUGACUUGAUGAAGAGCGCUUCGGGGGAGUUUGCAGAUGACCCCUGCUCCUCUGUGAAGCGAGGGAACAUGGUCCGAGCGGCACGCGCCCUCCUCUCUGCUGUCACCCGGCUGCUGAUUUUGGCUGAUAUGGCAGAUGUCUACAAGCUGCUUGUUCAGCUGAAAGUAGUGGAAGAAGGUAUUUUGAAACUAAGAAAUGCUGGCACGGAGCAGGAUUUGGGUAUCCAGUACAAAGCCCUCAAACCAGAAGUGGACAAGCUCAACAUAAUGGCAGCCAAAAGACAACAG